GAACAAAGCGAGAGUGAGAGAAAGUGAAAGGGAAAGUGAGGGCGUGAAGGUGAGGGCGUGAGUGAGGUAAUGGAAGGGGGAAGGGGGGGUGGAAAGGGGGGGGGGCGGGGUUUAAAGGGCGGGGUGUGAGCUUGGGCGUUUCAGUUUGGCGUGAGCCGUGACAGAGGGUAGAGGUAGUGUCGCUGCGCACCGGGCCGUCACACCCCUUUCUCUCCCCUUCCUUAGUGACCCCCCCUUGUUCUCUCCAGGGGGGCGUUCGGGGGCUCUCCUCCCCCCUCCUUCACGAGCCUCCCCCUCCCCCUCUCUGGAUAUCUCCCCCGGGGCGUCUCUCCUCCUCCCUCCAGCACCUACGGGAAGAAGUUGUUUUCUCUGUUUCUUCGUCUCUUUUCCAUGGCCCUGGCCCGCCCCAGCCUCAGCAGCAGCAGCCCCAGCAGCAGCAGCAGUAGCAGCAGCAGCAGCAGCAACAGCAGCCGCCAGGUGCCCGCCGCCCCCGCCCCCCCACACGCCGCCGCUAGCGCGUGACCGCCCCGCUGCCCAGCCCGCAGCGCCCCGCCCCGAGGGGCCGCCAUGUGACUGUGCCGCAGGGAGUGUCUGUGUGUCAGUGACCGUGUGUGCCCCCGAUGUGUGUCCCCGCAUGAGUGUGCGUGGUGGUGGUUGGAGGGGGCGCGGCGCCCCCCGCCCCAUGUGGCGGCGGUGGUAGCCCUGGCCCGGGGCCCCCGCCGCCCAGCGGGGACAUGGACGCCGCGGCCUGGCGGGGCAUGAGGGACGCCUUCCUGCGGCUGUGGGCGCGGCGCGGCGACCCCCGCCACCACGCCCCCCACGACAAGUACGACGCCCACUCCUCCACCUCGGGGGAAACGGCGACGCCCGGCGGCGGCGGCGGCAGCGGCGGCGGCGGCGGGGGCGAAGGCGUGGCCACGGUGACGCUUGCCCUGGAGGGUGAGGGCGGCGAGGCUGAGGCCGAGGUGGGAGUGGAGGGAGGUGGCGAGGGCGGCGAGGGCGAGGGCGGCGAGGGCGAGGAGGGCGUGUGCCUGGCGCAGGACAACCUCGACAACCUGAUCCGCAACCGCGGCUACCACGUGCGGGAACACGUGCCGCGCCGCGUGCUGGAGCACCAGGUCAUGGCCAACAUCCGCCGCAGGGAGCGCAUCGCCCGCAUCCUGCGCGAGGAAGAGGCCAGCCUGGCGCCGCCCCUCACACCGCCCCCCGCGGCCCCUGCCCCCGCCGCGGCCCCCGCCAGGCACGCGCCGGACAGGACCCAGAUGAUCUCCCUGCUGACCAAGGUGUGGUCGGGGCGUGGGGCACAGGUGCAGGAGCGGGGCACGGGCGAGGUGGAGUGGGCACGCAGCCAGUUCGUCUUGGAGUGCGUCAGUGAACACAACAGACUCCGGGCACUCCACUCCGCCCCGCCGCUGGUCCUCUCCGAACAGCUCUGCCUGGACGCACAGUCUUGGGCCAACCGCCUGGCGCACUUCGGCAUCCUGGAGUACAGCAGCGAGCACGGCCGCGGAGAGAACAUCCUCACCUCCACCACCAAGGACAUACUUUCAGGCACGGCGGUGGUGGGGGCGUGGUACGAGACGGGACGCAACUUCAAAUACGACGUGCCGGAGCAAGCUGACCUCAGCCAGGCAGGUCCAUUCUCGCAGUUGGUGUGGGAGUCGACGCGGGCGGUGGGCAUCGGCGUGGCGCGAGGGUCGGAUGGGCGCACAGUGGUGGUAGCGCGGUACUGGCCGCCAGGCAACCUGGGCGGGGAGUUCGCCAGCAACGUGAAGCCGCCGCUGGGCGAGGUGCGAGACCGCACGCCGCAAGGCACGCCCACGCUGUCGCGCACGCGGCAGGAGGCCAAGUUCUACGUGAGCACGGCGCUGGAGCCGCCGGGCAAGGCCAAGCGAAACGACCGAGACUGGCUGGCGGCGGCCCUGCGACUGCCCUCCAUCAUGAAGGCGGCGAGCAGCGGCAGCGGCGGCAGCGAGGGACGGGGCGGCGGCCCGGCGGGGACCCACACCAUGGUGAGCGGUGGCGCGGCGCCCAAGCUGGCCGCCACGUUGGCAUCCUGCCGCAACGGCGCGGCGCGGACCUGCCGGCUGGUGCCCGUGUGCUGUGUGCCGCCCGCGCGGCGUGGCGACGACCGCUGGGCCAGGCCGAGCGGCCGCAGCACUCCGCGCCUCACACGCCACCAGCCCCAGGCGCUGCUGCCACCGCCGGCCGCCGCGCCAGAGUACUUGCCGCUACAAAUCACGCCGGAAACGCCGCGGCGGCCCCGCUCUGCGCUGCGCGCCUCUGCCUCCCGAAGAUGGGCGUGCAGGCCAAGAUGGCGGCGGGGGUCGCCUCCCCCCGCGUGCUGGGCUCCUCCAGGUUCGCGGGCUGCGCCUCGCCCCGAUGCGGCUCCCCGCACCGCGCCUCGCCGCGUCGCGCCGGCGUGUCGUCCCGUCGCAGCGCGCCCUCCCGCCUGCGUGCCGGCGUGGCCGUCGCCGUGGCAACACUCUAGUGCUCAACGGCCCGCCGCCCUGCACGGGCGUGGCGGGCAGUGUACAGGUGCGGCCCGCAACGUGCCUGCGUACAGGCGGGGCGGGUACUGAGCCCUGCCCGUGCGGGCCACAAGUUCGGUGUGUACAGGUGCAGGCGU
Messenger RNA from Eriocheir sinensis (Chinese mitten crab), 2629 nucleotides. RefSeq lists its product as uncharacterized. The transcript is spliced from 6 exons. NCBI's taxonomy places the organism in Eukaryota, Metazoa, Arthropoda, Malacostraca, Decapoda, Varunidae. Bases 735 to 2582 code for a protein of 615 amino acids. The record is from RefSeq and is a predicted model, not a curated record.